AUGGUAUUGACACCGCCGUGGACGACCCCCUGUUUCCACAUCUUGACUUUGACAUCGACACCUCCCACGGAAGACACGCGCAGGAAGACAAACAUUCGACCACCACUGACUGCUUGUUCCCAGUCACCCCCUCUACACCUGCACUUCCAACAAGCCGAAUCCUUCAUCGUCCUGUCCGGCGAAGUCGGCACCACGACGACCUACUCCCUCAUUGACACCAUCCACACGCCCCAAAACACCCCGCCCUCGAACCCCUACCACAUCGCGCCGUGGAUGCCGCACCGCUUCUGGCCCAGUCCCGCCGCGACAGAGGACACGGUGAUGCUCGUCUGGGCGCAUCCGAACCCUGAGGGCCUCGCCGACAAGAUGGAUCGGUUGUUCUUCCAGACGCUGUUGAUGUACGUCAGUGAUGUGAGGGAGGGGAAGGCGGCCCUAAGUCUGUGGCAGGUGAUGGUUGUGCAACACUUCUCGGCCACCGCGCUGAUCAUGUUCCCCGGGCUAUGGAUCUUGGGGCCCCUGCGAUGGUGGAUCCCUUGGGUCGUGCAGUCUAUAUGCGCUUACCUCGCCCUGUGGAUGGGGUAUACGCCGUUGUUGGAAAAGUACAUGUCCCAGGAGGAUUGGGAGGACAAGGUCGUCCAGGAGAGGGUGGGGAUGUGGCGGCGUGGCAAAAAGGAGCAGUGA
Cladophialophora yegresii CBS 114405 is the source of this 681-nucleotide messenger RNA. RefSeq lists its product as uncharacterized. The coding region runs from base 1 to 681 and encodes 226 amino acids. NCBI's taxonomy places the organism in Eukaryota, Fungi, Ascomycota, Eurotiomycetes, Chaetothyriales, Herpotrichiellaceae. The record is from RefSeq and is a predicted model, not a curated record. The transcript has 2 exons.